CGUCAUACUCUGCGAUUGCUACAACUUUCAAUGUCUGGAAUUCUCCACGGAUAACUAGCUAAUGCGUAUUUCGGUUAUCAUCAUGGCUUACCUUUAUUGUUUGUUUGCUGCUUGUGUCCACUAUUCAGUCCUUUGUCAUUGGAUGUUUGUUGGAGCUACAGGUAGUCUAACCUCAGCAUCCAAUCUUGUUCAGAGCUCAGUUGUCACACACUCAUUUGAAAGAAAGACCUCCAUUCCCGCUCCAAGCAUAACUGUGACUUCUACCAAGAUGGCCGUUACAUCAUCAUCUUCCUCUGUUUUACCUUCUCCCAGUAAGACUAGCAAACCUGGUAACUUGACUGUCACAGCUUCAUUUAAUGGAACUGUUACACCUCAGAACAUGACUAUCACACCUUCACACAUGACCACAGCAGUACUUAACAGCAGUGUAAUGCCACCUAGUACUGGAUCAAUCAGACCAACCCCUGUGUCCACUGUGUUACCAUCAUCUACUGUGCAUCCCACACCUACCUCACUCCCACCAGCACCAGGCAACUUUACAGUGAAAUACAAUGGUACAGUCUGUUUGUUUGCUUAUAUGGCAGCAAAAUUUGAUGUCACAACCAGUUCAAAGAAAUUAACCUUUGAGCUUCCAAAAAAUGCCAAGUCAAGUGGUGAAUGUGACACCAGAAGCAAAGAUCACCCUUUCAUCAAAUUAAGCUGGAGCACUCACAGUCACGAUUGUAGCUUCACCAUGCACUUUGAGAAAUUUUCUAAAGACACAACAACAAAUACAGUGACUCAGUACUGGAUGGCUGCUAAUUUAACAUUCUCAGUGAAAUUCAACAACUCUACCACUGUAUUCCAUUCUGUCAAAGAGACAUUCCAUGCACUGUCUGCUGGCAUUGGUGAUGCUUAUGCCUGUCCAUCUGCUCCUGCCAUCAAUCUUACAGCUAAGAAAUCCAGUGCUGAAGUUACUUUGACUAGAUUUAAGUUUCAACCCUUUGGUGUAAAAAGUGGGCAUUUUGGCAAUGUGACAAAUUGUGUUCUCCCAACGAGUCCAACUGCAUCUCCGUCUACAAGUCCACCGAAAACAAAGCAGCCGAAUAGGCACACGGUAGCCAUUGCAGUUGGGUGUUCAUUGGCUGGGCUUGCUCUUGUUGUUGUCAUUGGCUACUUGAUUUGGCGACACUGUAGCCGCAACAAUCAAGGAGGAUACCGCAAGUUGUAAUGCACUGCAAGAAUGAUAGCCCGCAAGCAUUUAUUAAGGUGCAUCAUUAGUUAUUUUUGAUAGAUAUGGUGAGGAAAAUUAGUGUAAUUGUAGUACGUAUAAUGGUACCCAAAUUCAGGAGAUAAAGUAACUUUAGGGAAAAGAGAUUGUAGUCGUUCAUCCAGGUGAAUAAACUUGUUGUAAAGUAUAACUGUAUAUCAAGUUGUAGUCACUUCCAAUGUGGAAGGAGAAUAAGAAGUUUUUAGGAAUAACAAACCUUUAAAAGGUGUAUGUUAGGUUAGUGGGUUUGAAUAAGUAUUUUGAUGAAAUCAUUGAGUUAUAGGUUUUAGAACUAAAUACUUCACAUUAAUUAAAAGUGACAAUACUGUUUUUCUUUUUUUUUCUUUUUUUUUUAGUUUGAUCCUAAAAAUGUGCCACUGUAGGUUAUAGUAAGGUAUAGGGUUCAAUAUUUUCCUCGUCAUUUUUAAUCUUAAUCAGUAAAUAAGUUACUGAAGACCGUGCCUGUUACAUGAUGGUUUGGUAGUUUUAUGACAGGAAGAAUCAAUAACUAGACCUUGGAAGUUUGAGGGCCUUGUCCCUGGGGACCCUGAGUAGGAUAGCCAUUGGGUGCAUUGGGGUCAAUGAUUUGCAUAUUCUGGAGUAAUGAAAUCGCAUAGGAGUUACAAGGAAUGAUACGUUUUCAAUACUCUGAAACUCUGUAUUGAUUUAGGCUUGACAACUAGCCGCUGUACGGGAAAUUAGCCUAUGGCGCUAUUUCUUCUCUCCGUAGAAGCAGACUCUGGUAAAUUAAGUAUCGCUACAGUCUUCAAACUACCUCUUACGCAUUAGGUAAUUAGUUAUCAACGGAGCCAGACGUUCCCAAACAAAAGAUAAAUGUUUGACGAAAGGGAGGAUCUUCCAAUAUGUCACGCCUUAGAAAGUAACAUUUCGGUGGGUCACGUUUUGUUUAGGUACGUCACAGGUCACUUCCGGAGCUUAACAAUAGUCUAGUAUUUCCCGCUAUCAUUAUUGUCUUAUCUCCCUUAGAGAGCAGUGAAGAUAUGAUUAAAAUGGUUUCGCACAAAACAG
This is a messenger RNA of Pocillopora damicornis (cauliflower coral), 2278 nucleotides long. Its product is annotated as lysosome-associated membrane glycoprotein 2. The record is from RefSeq and is a predicted model, not a curated record. Gene Ontology annotation, cellular component: lysosomal membrane; late endosome membrane; plasma membrane. Lineage: Eukaryota; Metazoa; Cnidaria; Anthozoa; Scleractinia; Pocilloporidae. Gene Ontology annotation, biological process: establishment of protein localization to organelle.